Meleagris gallopavo (turkey) is the source of this 909-nucleotide messenger RNA. NCBI's taxonomy places the organism in Eukaryota, Metazoa, Chordata, Aves, Galliformes, Phasianidae. The record is from RefSeq and is a predicted model, not a curated record.
AUGACUCAGAACCGUCAACCAGAAUCAGAAAGUGAAUUCAUGAUGGCCAAGCGUCAGAAGUUGGCAACGUGGGACUCUGAAAAAGGACUGAAUGGUAGCCUGCAAGAACGACGUCUGGGAAGUGAUUUACAAGGACUGACACUGAAAGUGGUGACUGUCUUGGAAGAACCUUUUGUGAUGGUGGCGGAGAACAUACUUGGACAACCAAAACGUUACAAAGGAUUUUCCAUUGAUGUCUUGGAUGCACUGGCCAAGAAUCUGGGCUUCAAAUAUGAGAUAUAUCAAGCUCCUGAUGGGAAAUAUGGACACCAGCUUCAGAAUGGCUCCUGGAAUGGCAUGAUUGGAGAACUUAUUAACAAGAGAGCAGAUCUAGCAAUUUCUGCCAUCACUAUAACACCUGAACGAGAGAGCGUUGUGGACUUCAGCAAGCGGUACAUGGACUAUUCAGUGGGGAUCUUGAUCAAGAAGCCUGAAGAGAAAAUCAACAUCUUCUCUCUCUUUGCUCCUUUUGACUUUGCGGUGUGGGCUUGCAUUGCUGCUGCCAUCCCUAUAGUUGGUGUCCUGAUAUUUGUCUUGAACCGGAUCCAGGCAGUCAGGGCACAGAAUGCCUCCCAGCCAAGCCCCUCUGCCUCCUCCACCCUGCACAGUGCCAUCUGGGUUGUGUACGGCGCUUUUGUUCAGCAAGGAGGUGAAUCUACUGUCAAUUCUGUGGCUAUGCGCAUUGUGAUGGGAAGCUGGUGGCUCUUUACCCUUAUCGUGUGCUCAUCCUACACAGCGAACUUAGCAGCAUUUCUCACAGUAUCAAGGAUGGAUAAUCCCAUAAGCAAUUAUUACUGUUUAGUGAAGCAGUAUCUAACUGAAAGAAAACUGGAGAAGAAAAAAGAAAAAGAUGCCAAGCCAGAGCUGUAA